Molecule: messenger RNA, 5842 nt
Organism: Apis florea (little honeybee)
Lineage: Eukaryota; Metazoa; Arthropoda; Insecta; Hymenoptera; Apidae
Gene: mwh
Product: multiple wing hairs
Biological process (GO): cell migration; cortical actin cytoskeleton organization; regulation of cell shape
Cellular component (GO): cytosol
Molecular function (GO): actin filament binding; small GTPase binding
Source: RefSeq, a predicted model, not a curated record
AAACUGACCCAGUGAUCGAUCCCUUCUCUUCCUCCCUCCGUUUGCUAGUAUUCGGCGUGACCUAGAGUGCACCGGUGCGACGUAGGUCGUGGCUUGACCCACACACGAUCCGUGAAUCCUUGUGGACAUCGGUGGCGACCGCGAGGCGGGAUAUAGAAGAGGUUGGUUGGAGAGAGGCGAUGCUCACACGUGCACCUCGGGGCAUUCACGAGUUGGCAGUCGGCUGUUGAAACCCGCCCGGUGAAUGCCUCUCCAGCCUCUCCUCUCCACGUAUUUUUAUCGACCUUUCGAUACACCCAUGGGGUUCGCGUACACCGAGGAAUUUCCAGGGAUGAAUUAUCGCGCGCGGCUAAAUAAUUCGUCGAUGCUUGCUUCGUGAAAGGAUCGAACGUUGUUGAAAACAUCGAGCGUUGUAGAAACGUCGACACCAGUGACGCGUGACAUCGAAGAAAGUGAAAUGCGAAUCUAUCGUAUCGGACAGGAAGCUAUCGGAACGGUCCCUGAACUCUGCUCGCCAAGUUUCGCUCGAUCUUCGAAUCGAAUUGCCACAAUUUUUCACCAUGUUCGUGGAGAGAAAUUCAGUGCAAUUAAAACGGCGACACGCAUCGGCGAGGACCUCAUGCGAGACCGUUUGAGCGAUCGAAUUGUGCAGAUAUUAUGGUUGAACGAGAUUGUUUGUGUCUGUUCGUUGUAAUGGUAGACAUUGUGACAAGCAUACCAUUAGAUGAUCGUUGGACCGUGAAUUUAUUUUGAACCUCGAUUGAAAAAAGGAUAUUCAAUCUGCUUGCGAGAAAUACGAAGUGCUUACAGUUUGGAAAACGUUUUAAGAGAAAACAGAUCUGGCGCAGUGCUACAAAUAACUGUUUCAGGGAAGAAAGGGUACGAGAAAUCGGUUGCCUUAAACGGAAGAAAAAUGUUCUCCUUGUUUUGAACUCGUAAUGUAACGUAAUAACGGUUUCGACGAUUUUUCGCGUGUCAGUGGAUCAGUAGGUUCUUUAACCAUAUCGUUUGAUUAGCUUUUUAUAAAAAUUCGCGGAUGAACAUUCCACUCCACGUAUUCAUCGAUUAAUCAAUUUCUGUUUUUCACAACCCAGCAUAACGUUUACCAUUCAACCAUAAACAAAUUGAUUCGUCCGAGUGUUCAUUAGAUUCUUAUCGCGACAAAUUGCUGUGGAGCAAUAAAACGAUGGUGUCAAUUCGAUUCGCGCGGCACGGUGCGUGAAUCAUUCGAAAUUCGCGUUGGGACGCCGUUAUAUUGGUUUGUGAGAAAAUUUGCACGACGAAAGGUCUCUAAUGUGCCACACAAGAAGAUGAAUGGUCGUGGACAGUCGCGACAGGACGCGUUUCGAAGAACUUGUUCUUUUCCAACCGAGUGCGCGAACAGGAGCCGUACACGAUGGCAGUACAUGAUGAACAAGUGUGGGAAUAGUCGAGUCACCGGCUACAGUGACACUAAUCACGUUAACGACACAAGGAUAAUAUGUCGCGUGAAAAGUAGCAAGGACACGUGUACCGGUAUCAGUAAUGAGACUUUAAUUGUACGUGUUCGCAUCGAGCGUUUUCUCGUUUUAAUGGAAGAAAUCUUAAUUAAACGAAAAUUGAAAUUCAACGGAUACUUGAAGAGUGGAUGCACGUCGUUAAUAUUACAUAAUCAAAUCCUACUCGUACUUCUGGUGAUUAGUACAAAUACACGGAUGAAAACGUAAAAAUCGCUUAAACGAUCUUGCGUUGAAGUCAGGAGGUAAUUUAUCUAUUCUACGAGAAGAUAUGUUAAUAAAAUCGCAUAGAAGAGAUUUCAAUCUUUUCGCCGGUAGAAAAAGAAGAAGUGCAAGCAUAGGCAACUAUUUUAUAAAAAUACACCCUUCGAGAGAGUCGAGCAACCCAUAAUUACACAAAUACGAAUACAUUUGCAAAGACAAAGACAAUGCCGGAUGAUGUUGGCGAGACAUCGUGCGAGAAAAAUUCUUCAUUGUUCGAGGAAUGUGGGCGUAUCGAGCAAGAUAUCUAAUCGAUAAGAAGAAAAGUCUCUUGAGAGUAAAGAAAAUUACAAAAAAUAUUUUGCACGCAGUGUUAUCGUUAAUAUUUUUUUUUGAACGAGCCAAAUUGUAAGAACAUACAGAAUUUUAGAAAACAAUGAAGUAGGAAAUAAAUGAAGAUCUAUGCAUCUAUGUUUCACUUUAUAUGUGUGUAAAGAUUUUCAAAAUUUUUCCGGUAAUAAAAAAAAUUAUAUUAUUAAUCGCGAAUAAGAAUUGAAUAAGAAAAAUUGAAAUAUUGAAAUUGAAUCCUGAAGUUGAAGAAUAUCGAUAGCUGACAAAAUGGGAAACACGAGAUCGCAACUUUGCCGACGAAGCAAAUCACCUUACCUUCUCUACCUUAUCCAUAGAACAUGGAGCAUUGUGACCGAUCAUCGGAAAGAUCAAACUCGCUCCGAUGAUACCGAUCGAGAAACUGAUUUAUCAUCGAGAUGCAGUGGUUGCAACAGAUGUGAUUUCGGACAAGACAGUCUUACGUUCGACAGUGAGACGGACAUGGCUCCGAACGCGGAGGAGGAGUUGUUGGUGGUGAAGCCGUGGGGGCCUCAACCGGAAAAGGAACGAUUAAGACCACCUACGUACAACGCCGAGGACUACGCGAUCGCUCUGAGACGAUGGGGAAGACGUCCAUUAGGAAGUGUUCAAGACUCGCAGGGUAUGCCGUCGACAACCAGUUCGAGUUCCGGUUACGCUUCCGGAAGCGGAGAGAUGACCUUGAGACAAUUCACCUCGGUUAGCGAGCUUCUGAACAAGCUCAGAGCCGACCUCAGGCUAGCCUUUCCAAGCUUCGUUCAGGAAUUCGCUUCACCGCCAGCUGAUGGGAUAACCUUAUUGCUCGAGACGCUUCGCGGCGUCCAAUUGGCCCAAAGUUCACCACCCUCUUCCGGCCACACGGGGCCAAGAGUAGGAACCAGAAGAGCCGCUUUGGACGAGUUGGGUUGUGUCGAGUGUCUGGCUGCCUGCACCGAACGAUGCAGCGAUGCACCAAGGCUCCUAGUGCAAGCUCAACCCGGUCUUCUCGCUCUGGCAGUUUGUCUGACUAGUAGCUUGAACCGGUCUCGAGUCCUAGCUCUCCAGUUGUUGACCAAGGUCUGUCAAACGCCAGGUGGUCAUGCUGUAGUUUCGGAAGCUGUCUCCACCCUUAGGUUAAAAUAUGGCGAAGGUGGAAGAUUUCGUUUCCUUGCUGGCGCUCUCUUGGCUCCCAGAGCAGCGAUUGCACUGAGAGUGGCAGGAGUUUCGUUCCUUAACGCCUUCCUAAAGUCUGCACCGCGAACACAAACCAGAUUAUACAUUCAGGCCGAAGCCUGCGAAGCUGGUCUAGAGCCGCAGGUCCUUCAAGAAUGGCUGAAAGAAUUGGACGGCAGGGAAGAGGAUACUUUGAACGAUCUUCUACAUAAGGAGGUUCAGAAAUGGUCGCACAACUGCGUGGACGUGGACGCCCUACAGCGACGUGUCGUACGUGCAGAGGAAACUUGUAGGAUACUGAGCAAAAAAGUUUCGGCUCUGCAAACGCAGCUUCAACAGAUGCAAUUGGAGAAGUUGAACAAUUAUAAUAAGCUGGAGGAGCGUGAGAAGUUGACGGCUCUUGGAACGACGAAACAGUCGCCGAAAAUGUCCUCGAACGCGGAAGACGAGGGUAUCAGCUCGUCGGAGAGAUCGAGUAGCCCGGAGAAUACGAAGCAUCAAUCUCGAACGAAUCAAAAAGUAAUGAACGUGUCUCCGGAUAAUGAUCAGGAAACCACGAUCGAUGACGUGAUCGAAGAACUGAGGAUUAUCGUGAAGGAUGCGGAAGAAGAGAUCGGGGACAAAAACCGGGAACAAAAUCGAAUAGAUCACGCGAAUCCGAAUUUUUAUAACGAGAAUUCUUCGAAAAUUAAGUUGCAUAGAACCGAUUCGAAAGUUUCUUUGAACAAUUCCGAUACUUAUAUUUACGACAAGGUUUUAAAGAGAGAUCAUCAAACGGACACCAAGAUUUCCAUGUCGACGAACACGGGCUCCAACAUGUCUCAGAGUGUGAUCAAAGGAGAGCAGGUGACUUAUUUUGGUAACGAUCGAGAUUAUAGUAUAGAUUCGAGCAGUGAUAAAAGAAUGAACGGCGAAAAACGCAGAGUUUCGAAGUCUUCCUCGGUGGAAGGAAGCGUGAAGAUCGUUGUGAAGGGACCUGAAGUCGAGGAAGCGAUCGUUCCAACUAUUCUACAUCCUCAGCCACCUAGAAGAUCACCGCCUUGUUUGUCGGCUAUCAUGGCAGUAAGGCAUUGUGACUUUAUCGAUCAAGAAGAGGCGUUCAAUUCUCACGAUGAAGAUAUAGAAGACGAAACGUUGGGCGAUGGUAGCGACUCUCUCCUUAGUGCUUCUCGACUCAAGUACAACAGUAAGAACCAGACUUACGAGGAACGGAUUAAAACCGAGGUCGAUCAUUUUCAGAAACAGUGCGAUAGGAAAGAAACGGAGAAUAACAAUGAUGGUAAGAUGAAGAAAAGCUUCAACGAUCUUCGACGCUUCGACGGUGAGAGCGAAAUAAAGGAUAAGAAAACAAUGAGGAAUUACGAAACGUCGUGUAAUGCGAAAAACAAAACGACGAAUGACUCUAAAUCGAGCAACAGGCAAUUGGACGGUGUAUCCCAAAGACAUAAUUCGAAAUAUAGAAGCGAAGUGGAAAAAAGAAAGCUUCUUCGUAGAUCGGCCAGUCACGAUUACCUCGAAUCAAGUGCUUCCAGUUCGCGAUCGAAAAGAUCUAAUAAAAGCAGAAUAGAAAAUCACAUCAGGAAAUUCGAGAGUUUGAAUUCUUUCGACGAGCAUCGAAGUCUCCAGAGUUAUGAGAGACACGGUAGCUCGGAAAAUCUAAGCAAGCAAGAACAAUUCUUUGGAGAAGAGAAUUCGAGGAAUAGAAUGCGCAGAUCGGAAUCGUUCCAUCAUGUAUCUUAUAUCGCUAAAAAAGACCAGUGUUCCUCGCAAGGUGGAAGCGACAGUGGUUUAUUUUAUGUCACAGAUUUCAAUCUUGAACCUCUGAUAACGCGAAAACCAAAAUCCAUCGAGGCACCAAAAUCUCCUAAUCUAUUAACCAAAUCUUUGGAUAGAAUUGAUGAAGGUCUGGAUUCGAUGAUCGAUAUCGUGAUCAUGGAAGAGAAAAAUCAAUGGAAUUCGAAUAAAUAUCAAUCCAAGACGAAAAAAUCUCGAGAAGAGAGAACACUCGUUAGAUCGAAGUCGAGUAGAUUAGAAGAAUCAAAAAGUUGUUGCGAAUUGGGAUCCAAGGGAAGGAGAGAAGAAUCAAAGAAUAAACAUUUGAAAAAUGAUGAAUUUUAUUCCGGACAUGUAAGCAAUAAGCAAUUAAGAAGUGAUGAAUUGUACGAAGAACAAAGAAAUCGAGAAUGGAAUAAGUUAAACUCUUCGAGUAAAAACAACGAAUUAGAUUUUGAUUGUUGUACUCCAAUGAUACUAAUAAAGAAUGGAGUGAGACACAAUUCGUUCAGUCAGAAUGAAAAUAUUGGUAAUAGAUUUUUAAAUAAAUCAAUGGAUUCAGGGAUUUUCGCUGGACGAACUUAUGAUACGUUUGGAUUAGGAAAAAGUCGAUUUAAUGCUGGAAAAUAUUCGGGAAAUCAACAGAUAAAAGAAAGUCCAAUUGGAAGACGAAACACGGCUUCUUCUUCAAAUGGAAAUCGUGCAAAAGUUACUGAUAUUGUUUCAGGGCUUUAUUAAAAGUAAUCUUUAAAUAAUUAGGAUUAGAUCAUCUAAUCCUGUUCAUAUCCUCAUGUCAGUCUAUGAGGUAUUGUAUAUACUAUAUAAUAGAAUAUAUUCUUGUAUAGAAAUCA